ACUCGUCCUAGCGAAAUAAAAAAAUAAAGCGGGGGCAGGGCUCGGGCAGCAUCCCCGGCACGGGGGAGCGCGGGUGCGUGCGCGGGGGGCGCCCCGGGGCCCCGCCGCCCCCCGCCGCACCGCAGCGUGCGGGCAGCGAUGCGCCCCGCGCCCGGCGCUGCGGAAUAGCGCGGCCGCCGCUCGCCCUCCGCGGGCCGGGGGCGCACGGACCCCACCGCCGGCCGUUCCCUCUUGAUGUCCAUGAAUGCAAACACCAUGAUUUUCAUGAUCCUGGGCGCCUCUGUCGUUAUGGCAAUAGCUUGCUUGAUGGACAUGAAUGCGUUGUUGGACAGAUUUCACAAUUACAUCCUACCGCACCUGAGAGGGGAGGACCGAGUUUGUCACUGCAACUGUGGAAGGCACCACGUGCAUUAUGUCAUCCCUUACGACGGGGACCAGUCGGUGGUGGACUCCUCGGAGAAUUAUUUUGUGACUGACAAUGUAACCAAGCAGGAGAUCGACCUGAUGCUGGGACUUUUGCUGGGGUUUUGUAUAAGCUGGUUCCUGGUGUGGAUGGACGGGGUGCUCCACUACGCCGUGCGCGCCUGGAGGACCAGCCGACGGUAUGACAACUCGUGGUCCUGGAUUCCGAAGUUCUGUAACCUGAAGGAGCUGCGGAAGCGCCACCACCGGCAGUACGAGGAGGCCACGGGGAACAUGGUGCACAUCAAACAGAAGCUGUACCACAACGGGCACCCCAGCCCGCGGCACCUCUGAGCCCCGCAGCCAGCUCCGAACCCACGCAGGAAUUCCCUCUUCCCUCGGGAAUGAAUCCACGCAGGAAUCCCGCUCUUCUUCCCUUGGGAAUGAAUCCACGCAGGAAUCCCGCUCUUCUUCCCUCGGGAAUGAAUCCACGCAGGAAUCCCGCUCUUCUUCCCUCGGGAAUGAAUCCACGCAGGAAUCCCGCUCUUCUUCCCUUGGGAAUGAAUCCAUGCAGGAAUCCCGCUCUUCUUCCCUUGGGAAUGAAUCCACGCAGGAAUUCCCUCUUCCCUUGGGAAUGAAUCCACGCAGGAAUCCCGCUCUUCUUCCCUUGGGAAUGAAUCCACGCAGGAAUCCCGCUCUUCCCUUGGGAACAGCCUCUGCCCCGCUCCCGAGGAUUUUUUGGGAGCUGUCCGUGGGUGGACACGCCACGAUGCACAAUUGAAGCCAGUCCUGGGUGCUCUGCAGCCGAGGCUUUGCACUGUGUUCCACGUUUUAGUGCCGGAUUUGUGUAUAUAUGUAAAAAAAAAAAAGGGGGAAAACAAAAACAAAACAAAACAAAACAAA
This is a messenger RNA of Prinia subflava (tawny-flanked prinia), 1305 nucleotides long. RefSeq names its product transmembrane protein 240 (gene TMEM240). NCBI's taxonomy places the organism in Eukaryota, Metazoa, Chordata, Aves, Passeriformes, Cisticolidae. The record is from RefSeq and is a predicted model, not a curated record. Gene Ontology annotation, cellular component: synaptic membrane. Bases 235 to 756 code for a protein of 173 amino acids. The transcript has 4 exons.